Kockovaella imperatae is the source of this 1095-nucleotide messenger RNA. RefSeq lists its product as hypothetical. The record is from RefSeq and is a predicted model, not a curated record. Bases 1 to 1095 code for a protein of 364 amino acids. The transcript has a single exon. NCBI's taxonomy places the organism in Eukaryota, Fungi, Basidiomycota, Tremellomycetes, Tremellales, Cuniculitremaceae.
AUGUCGGAGGGGAUAUUUUACUUGGACGAAGAGAGAGGGGGCGAAACGCGAGGCUCGAGAUCACCUUCUCCACAGCUCCCAUCCUCAACAGCAAGAGAGACGCGAUCGGCACCUCAUCAUGCAACUACGCACACCUCGUCGUCGGCCGAUAAGGCGCAGCAACAGUCCAUAUCAUCCCUUCAAAUCCCUAACUCUCUCCCAAAUCUCGUCUCACCCGUCCCUCAACCUUUCACACCAUCCAUAGCGAGGAAACAUACUGCGCCCUUUGCAGCAACGCCAUCUUUCCCAUCGCCCCUCGCACAGGCAAUCACUGUGCCUUCACACUCUGACACUUCGUCAUCGUCAUCUCAUUCCGAUGAAGAAAAUGAUCAGGAUCGACUCGCUCUUCCGGAUUCUCCCACACAUAGUGGUGGUAGCAAGACUCCAAGAAAAGCUGGUGAUCUCGUCCUACGUCCGCGUACGACCAGUCCUCGUCGGCCCCUCAGUCCAGCUUCGACUCGGCGAACGACACCUCCUCAGACAGCCUCUUCUUCUUCUUCUGCUCCCAAGCCCUUCCAGGCGAUCACACCAAGUUCCAUGCUGUCCAAAGGCCAGAGGGGUGCAUCGCUUGGAUAUGCAGGUAGUAGCGCACCGGUUCCGAGCAUAAAUACCGCAACCAGGACGGUCUCUCCGCUCUCUACGAAAAGGGUAUCGCCUGUUCAAGGAUCGCGAGUUUCAGAGACGACAGGCUCACCGACGUCUCCACCGGGAUCUUCUCGUCGUCGGAGCAGCACUGCUAGUGGAUCGAGCAGCCUCGGCGUUCCUGGCUCGAGCUCGUUGUCAACCUCCCCCUUACCCAUCGCCGCUCCUAACGACGCCACUGCAAGUCGCUUGGAUUCAGUACGUCGACGAUCUGUUGGAUCCAAUCACUCCCCGUCUCGCAGCUCAAAGGACACGACGAGUAAUGUUCUCGGACUCGGCUGGGGCACUAGUUGGGAGACUGGAUCUUCCGGAUCCUCCAGCUACAAGGACAAAGGAAAGGCAAAGGAUAUCAGCGGUCCACCGAGUCCAAAAAUCAGCAAGGCGGAUCCGCUGGGUAGUUACCCACAGAGGUGA